Messenger RNA from Aspergillus heteromorphus CBS 117.55, 1593 nucleotides. RefSeq names its product N-acetylglucosamine-6-phosphate deacetylase. Gene Ontology annotation, biological process: N-acetylglucosamine catabolic process. Lineage: Eukaryota; Fungi; Ascomycota; Eurotiomycetes; Eurotiales; Aspergillaceae. The record is from RefSeq and is a predicted model, not a curated record. Bases 88 to 1380 code for a protein of 430 amino acids. Gene Ontology annotation, molecular function: N-acetylglucosamine-6-phosphate deacetylase activity. The transcript is spliced from 2 exons.
AGGGGUGUCUUUCGCAUCCAAUCCUUCUAAAAUUCAACAAUCAUCCUCCUGCUUGGCUACCCUCGCGGGGCUCGCUUUAUUUCCAUCAUGCCCGGCAAAACAGCCUCCUCUCCUCCCCGCAUCACCAAAUUUACCAACUGCCGGAUUGUCAAGGGUCCCACCCUCAUCGAGCAGGAUGUCUGGAUCGAUUCGUUCUCCGGGAAGAUUCUCAAAGACCAAGAAGCGUUCUACGGCUUGCAACUCUCCCCCGAUGAAGUCAUCGACUUAGGCGGGCGUAUCCUUGCACCCGGGCUCAUCGACGUUCAGCUCAACGGUGCCCAGGGCUUCGACUUCUCCGUUCCCCAGAUCUCCAAGGACGAAUAUGACGAGGGGUUGCGCAUGGUCAAUAAAGGUUUGGCCAGGACAGGAGUCACAUCCUACCUUCCGACAGUAGUGAGCUCGACUCCGGAAGUCUACUGGAAGGUACUUCCAUCGCUGGGCCCCUCUGGUAGCAGUCAUCGGGCAGAAGACGGGGCCGAGUCUCUAGGCGCUCAUGUGGAAGGCCCAUUCAUCAGUACUGGCCGCAACGGGGUGCACAAGACGGAGGUCCUUCGUGCGGCCGCCACCUUCGACGAUAUUGUUGCUUGCUAUGGCAAGGAAAAUAUGAUCGGGUUUUCCAAAUCCGUCCGCAUGAUUACUGCGGCGCCGGAGGUCGGCGACAUGCUGGCCAAUAUCUCCUCAAUCGCAUCUAAUGACAUUAUCUACUCCAUCGGACAUUCAGAUGCAACAUAUGAGCAAGCUCUCACAGCCACCCAGCAAGGCGCCACCAUGAUCACUCAUCUCUUCAACGCAAUGCGACCCUUCUAUCAUCGGAACCCGGGUAUCUUCGGCCUCCUAGGCCAGAACGAAUGCCGACGUCCCUUCUAUGGGGUUAUCGCUGAUGGAAUCCACCUGCAUCCCACCUCGAUCCGCAUCGCAUAUAACGCCUACCCAGACGGGCUCAUUCUUGUCACUGAUGCCAUGAAGCUAUGUGGUCUGCCAGACGGAGUCUAUGAAUGGACCAAUGGCGAGCGCAUCAUCAAAACCGGCGCCCGGCUAACUCUCGAGGGGUCCGACAAGAUUGCUGGAAGCUCGGCCACCCUGAUCGAGUGCAUCAACAAUUUCCGGCGGUGGUCGGGGGCAUCCACCGCAGAGGCCCUCAAUGCCGCCACGGCCAUGCCUGCGCGCCUCCUGGGUCUGCAAGGCAUCAAAGGGUCUUUGGAUAGCGGUGCGGAUGCGGACCUACUCGUCCUGGACGAUACAGACGAUCCUUUUUCGGGCCCCACCUUGUCGGUACGGCAAGUAUGGAAGCGCGGAAUUAAGAUAUAUGACACCGACAAGAACGCUACAGUUGCCAAUUGAAGAUGCAAGGUGCAGGGCACCAUGCUAGCCGCCGCUUCUUAUUGUAUUCCAGCAAGCUUGGGAGUUUUUGGCCCUUGUCAGAUUAGAAGAUUGCAUUGCAGGUUAUUCCCUAAAUUUCUUGUUUCGAUUUUGAUUACUUCUUGCUUGUUGGUUAUUACGUUUUACCGUAUAGGUGGCGGAGGGGGGAGGGGGAUGCUUAUCUGGAUUCCCCGC